CGAGAGCGGCUUAAUUUGCCCCGAGGAGUGUUUAAGCCUCCAGGAGAAUUUGUGAAUAUUGUGGCAAUAAUUGAGUUACGUAAGUGAGAAAAGUGCAUGUCUUGCGGCGAUGCAAGUGACAAAGAAUGUGAGAAAGUUCAUCAAGAAUGUCCCAAUAUAGAAUGCUGUCUCGAGUGGAGGUGCUCUUGGUGUUUCUGGGUGUCUUCGUGUUCUAUUCCUUGGGGGCGAAACCCCAUCAAACGGUUCGCGAAGUGGAUUAUCGCUAUGAAAGGGUCAGUGAUUUUAACAGUGGCAAUGGCUGGGCUAAGAAGAAGCAUGACAAUGAUCAGAAAUCCGAGAAGGGUCAACGACAAAGGCACAACAAACAUGCUCUGCGACUGCUGGCCGGGUUGUCGGAUGAGAGUUCACAGAGCGGAGGAUUGUGGCCUUCUGUCUUCAAUGUCGCCCUGAAGGCAUCGAUUGCCGUGAAUGCAACGUGUGGUCAAAAUGGACGUGAAGAGUACUGCAAACUUGUCGAUGCCCAUCCAAUGAAAGUUCGUGGAUCGCAGUGCGGCAUUUGCGACGCCAAGAGCCCGGAUCAGGAGAAGAGACACCCAAUUACUCAUGCCAUUGACAAGAGCAGCAGAUGGUGGCAAAGUCCCACACUCAGCAAUGGACCACAGUACGAGCAAGUAACAAUUACACUGGAUCUUGGACAGGUCUAUCAAGUGCUGUAUCUCAUGAUCCGGGCGGGAAUCUCCCCACGGCCGGCAGCGUGGAUCUGGGAAAGAUCACUGGAUGGUGAGAACUACGCUGCCUGGCAAUACUUUGCUUCCUCCGUAUACGAGUGCGAGCACCAGUUUGGGAUGCCCGGCCACACUGGCAAAUAUGUCUUCCAGGAAGACACGGAAGUGAUCUGCUCCACACAGUUCGGAAAGGUUCUUCCACUAGAGAACGGCGAGAUCCAUGUAUCGCUGAUAAAUGGACGACCAGGAGCAAAUUCCUCGUCAGCUGAGCUUCUAGACUUCUCAAUGGCGCGAUAUAUUCGACUGCGUUUCAUGAGGAUGCAUUCAACGGUCAAGGCAGGAUCGGUGGAAUGGCAGCUGGAUGACAAGGGAAUGGCCAAGAGAAGUUUUUACUCCGUCAAAUCCAUUCGCAUCGGCGGACGAUGCGUUUGCUCAGGACAUGGCAAUCAGUGUCACAACACAAAUCCAGAUGAUGUAACCGAAUGCACAUGCCGUCAUAAUACUUGUGGCGCCAAUUGUGAGCGAUGCUGUCCUCUCUUCAAUCAGCACCCUUAUCGUCCUGGAAAUGCCACACACGCCAACGAAUGUGAGAUGUGCCAAUGUCACGGUCACGCGACAUACUGUCGUUACAGUCCGGAAGUGCAUCAGAAAGGACUCAGUGUGAACAUGCACGGAGAAAUUUCUGGCGGCGGCGAAUGCAUUGAUUGUGAGCAUUUCACGACCGGCGUGAACUGUGAAAAGUGCCUUCCAGGCUUCUAUCGACCUCAUCAAACACCACCCGAUGCCAAAGUCCCUUGCAUCCCCUGUGAGUGCCACCCUCUGGGCGCCUUGGAGACUUGCAAUGCCCUCGGUGGGGAAUGUGUAUGCCGAGAGGGGUUCUCUGGACCAAAGUGUGAUCGCUGCGCUCGCGGACAUCACGGCGAAAAUUGCACAAGGUGCCAGUGCGACCCGAGAGGGACAAUGCCAGGAGGAGAGUGUGAAUCCCACUGUCAGUGCAAACUCCAUGUGGAGGGAGAAAAGUGCGAUCAGUGCUCUUAUGGAUAUUUUUCCCUGAGCUCAACGAAUCCAGAAGGAUGCUUAAAGUGCUUCUGCUCAGGAGUUGGUGUAUCGUGCAAGAGUAGCUCACUGACUGCUGGACUGGUUUCUUCGGCAGAGGAGUGGCGAAUGUCUGAUCUCUCACAGUCAAUAGUGGCUUAUCCAUCAAGAGACAAUGCCACUGGAUAUCUCUUUUUCGGCUUAUACGAAAUGCCUGAAGUGGAGAGUAUUUACUGGGUUGCGCCCAAGAUUUAUUGUGGCAAUCUUUUGUCCAGCUACGGAUCCAGAUUUCUCGUGUCCAUAGCCUGGGUAAUUGUCCGUGGAGACACUAGCGGGAAGCCCACAUCUGGUCCUAAUAUUAUUAUUGUGGGUAGGAAUGGAAUGAAGAUUGCCUUUGGUGAUGAUGUCUUCAGGGACUCCAACACAACGCUGGAGACAUUCCUCACAGAAGACGGAUGGUAUCACGUUCCCAGGAGUAUUAAGGAUAUUGUUACGCGUCUCCGGAGGACGGAAUAUCGCGGAGAUCCUGUCACCCGAAUACAAUUUAUGUCAGUGCUCAGUGAUGUCGAGAAUAUCCUCAUCAGAGGAACCUUCCACACAGAUCAAGUAGAGAGUGUCUUAGAAGCUGCUACUCUCUUUAGCGGAGAGACAAUCCUGAGUGAUCAAAGUCUAGUGGAACAGUGUGAGUGUCCUCUUGGCUAUGUGGGAUCUUCCUGUGAAGCUUGUGCCUUCGGAUUUGUACGCAUCUUAGAAAAUUCAUCGACACAUGAGAAGCUGGCCAGAUGCAUUCCCUGUGACUGCAAUGGUCACGCUGAAACAUGUGACUUUGAUACUGGCAAGUGCUCCCAAUGCCUCCACAACACCGCCGGCGACCGAUGUGAGAGAUGCGCUCUUGGAUUCUACGGGAAUCCGUUGGCGGGAAAUCCAGAUGAUUGCAAGCGCUGUGCAUGCCCUCUGUUGGACAGCAGCAAUAACUUUUCGCCGAGUUGCCAGCUAAAGAAUUUCGCGGUCUUGAGUAAUUUCUCCACACAAGAGUACAUCUGUACGCAAUGUCCCCUUGGCUACACGGGAAAUCACUGUGAAAUAUGUGAUGAUGGAUUCUUCGGCGAACCAACUGAAUUGGAUGGGGAGUGUCUGCCCUGCUCAUGCUCAGGAGGACCAUGUCAUCCUAUCACCGGAAGAUGCAUAAUUUGUCUCGGAAACACUGAAGGCUGGCAAUGCGAGAGAUGUAAGCCCGGCUAUUGGGGAGAUCCUGAGCUGGGCUGCGACCUGUGCGAAUGCUACCAGAAUGGCUCCAUUAGCAACAUUUGCGAACCAGGAACGGGCCAAUGUCUCUGCCACAGUCGCUUUAGCGGCUUAAAGUGCGAUGAAUGUGCCGCGGGCUUCGGCAAUGCAUCGCUCGAUUGUCCGGCGUGCCUGUGCAACAUGAAUGGAUCAUCAGCUGAAAUUUGUGACCCAAACACUGGCCAAUGUGUCUGCAAGAGCGGCGUGGAGGGUCUCAAGUGUGAUCAAUGCAUGGAGACGUAUCAUGGAUUAGGCGAGAAUGGCUGUCAAGAAUGCCUCUGCAACCGCCAUGGAUCCUCCCACUUGCGCUGUAAUCCGGCCACGGGACAAUGCAAAUGCAAAGUUCACGUGACGGGAAAAUCGUGCGAUCGAUGCGAGGAUGGAUUUUACAAUCUCGAAGCAGGAUGUCGUCCCUGUGAAUGCAGUGAGUUGGGCAGUAAAAACAACAUUUGCAAUAUAUACACUGGACAGUGUCACUGCAAACAGGGCGUCACUGGACAAUUGUGCGAUAUUUGCCAAGAGGAUCACUACGGAUUUUCAGAACACGGUUGCAAAAAAUGCGACUCUUGUCCCACCUCUUCAUAUGUUUGUGACCAAGAAACCGGCCGGUGCGUCUGCCCACCCCUGAGCAAAGGUGCAGAGUGCAAUCAGUGCACCCAGAAUGCGUGGGGAUGGCAGCACAGACUUGGCUGUCGCGCUUGUGAGUGUGACAAGAUGGGAUCCAUUGGCCAGUCUUGUGACACCGUCAAUGGUCAGUGUUCCUGUCGCGAGGGAUUCUUCGGGAGGACAUGCAAUCAGUGCUCACUGGGUUACUUUGGCUAUCCGCACUGCACCCGAUGUAACUGCGAUGUUCGAGGCUCCGUUCGGAAGCAUUGGCUGGAUGUCAUUGAGUGCGACCACUUGGGCCAGUGUCCAUGCAAGGAGCUUGUGACUGGACUUAAGUGUGAUCAGUGCCGUCAAGCAACGUUCGGCCUCUCAACGCAGAACUAUGAAGGAUGCACGCGAUGUUACUGCUUUGGGCGGUCACAGGAAUGUACUCAGAGUCACUUGUCGUGGGGACAGAUUCGUCAAGCUGGAGCGAGAAACUUGAGUGUGGAGUACAUCACGCCGUUCAAGCCAUUAACUGAGGACUACGAUUAUGUAAUUGUCAUUCAGAUGGAGGGCGCAACUGUGCACAAGGAAGAUGCGGAUAUUGAAAAAAUAGGUCGCGUGAGUCUGAUUCCCAGCUCCACUGGCAACGUAUCCAUUGGAUCCUACAUAAAAUUUCACCAUCCGCUCUAUUUUCAACUUCCGCCCACGUUCUUCGGCGACCAAACACGAAGCUAUGGAGGAUUUCUUCAGUUCACCCUCACCACUGAGGGUUGUGACACGAAAUUGAGUGAAGACAUCCUCCGGAAUUAUCCACUCGUGCAGAUUCACUCCCAUGGGAAAUUUGUGAUUGAGUACUUUGGCCAGGAGAUCUACAACACAUCGCCUAAUGUCACAUUCAAAGUGCCUAUAAGCGAGAGAUUCUGGGUUCAUCGCCACUUCAAUCUCGAGUACAAUGUCACAAGAGGAAUGAUGAUGACUGCGCUCCAAGACAUUCAGCACAUUUUCGUGCGAGGAACAACAUUGGCAGACGUCACUCAAGUGGUCAUUAGCAAUAUUAGUCUGGACACGGGCAUUUUCUUGGCAGGUUCCACGAACAACAUAGCACUCGGGGUGGAGAUUUGCGAAUGCCCUGAAAGCUACGAUGGACAUUCUUGCCAGAAUCCCUCAGAGGGAUUCUACAGGUGGAAGAAUGUCACAGACGUGGAGAUCAGCACGAAUCUGGAGGAGAUUGUGGGCUUUGCCAUUCCCUGCAGCUGCAACGGACGCAGUGAGAAAUGUGAUCGUGAGACUGGAAUAUGUUUGAAAUGUCGCGAAAACACUGGAGGACAUCACUGUGAAUCUUGUGCAGAGGGAUUCUAUGGCAAUCCAAACUCUGAUCUUGGCUGCUUGGCGUGUCCAUGUCCCGAGACGAGGAAGAACUUUGCCCGCGGUUGUCAUGUUCACAAUAAGGUUGUGAGUUGCAUAUGCAAGCCAGGCUACACUGGAUUGCGCUGUGAACGAUGUCUGUCGGGCUUUUUUGGCACACCUGAUGAUGAUGAGGGCUUCUGUGAGGCGUGCGAAUGCAACCUGGAAGGAAUCAUCUCGAGUGAGUGUGAUGAGAAGACUGGACAAUGCAACUGUCGUCCAGGAAUCACGGGCAGACGCUGUGACCAGUGCUUAGAGGAGCGACAUGUGAUUCAGAAUGGGAGAUGUCGCCUCUGUGACAACUGCACACUCACUUUAUUAGACAGUGCUGAUGAUAUUGGAGAGCUUCUUGACAGCCUGGAUGUGCACAUCAAUUCGAUUGAGAUCGUCGCUCCUUGGGCGACCGUUGAGGAUUUUGAGACGGAGAGUGACAAACUGAUUGAGGCUUUAGAGAGGCGCGAGCAUGCAAUGCAAACUCUCCAGCGAUUUAAUGAUACCAGAAUUGAUAAAAUGACAUCGAGGGCUAAUAAUAUCUUCACUCGGGGUAGUAAAUUGCCUUCAAAGAUGGAGAAAAGAAGACACGCCGUGGAUUCCCUGAAGAGCGAUGCAGAAUCUCUGUUCGAGCUAAUUAAUAAUAUCGGAGAUAAAAUUCUAAAUACUAUUGAUGAACUGAAUUCGUACGGAACUCACGAUCAUCACACAAAUCUUCAAACUGCUCUAAGUGAGGCAAAUGAAUAUCUCCAGCAGAUUCGAGAUAGUCAUAUUGGUGGCAAUUCAGUUAAUGGAGAAAUUCCUUGCUGGCAGCGUCAAUACAGCGAUUGGCUCAACAUGUCGAAAUUGGCUAAGCAGCAGAUGAAGAAUCUCCGAAAUCUGAGAGCAGAAUUGCUAGGAUUUGGCGAGAAAUUUGAUCAGUUUAUGGACUUUUACGGAAAUACCUCGGUUAAUGUGGACAAAUCUGGAGAUCUUAUUGAAGAUUCAGCUUCAAUUCUCGAAGGACUUAUGGAGAAAUUCAAUAAAAUUGCAGCACUGAGGGAUGAAAGUGAGAAAUAUCCCUACUUGAAUAAGAAGGAAGCCUUCGAUGUGAUGGCCAAUGAGAUUAACGAGAAUGCUGAGAGUCUGGAGAGAGAUAUUGACGAUAUGGAUUUGCUGUGCGAUAAACUCAAUGGCACACUUGCGGAUGCUGAUGAGAAGCUGUUUAAUCUGGAGGAGUACAUUCUGCCCAAGGCUAAGAUACAUGCCGAGGAGCUCAUGAAAAAGGCACAGAGGGGAAGAGACCUUUUCCAGGAUGCGAAAGAAGGCGCUGAACGGGCUCUGAAAGCUGUUACUGUCUACAAGAACAUUACUCAACUUGUUGAGGAAGCCAAAACAGCCGCCAAGGAGACGAAGGAUGCAGCAAUUAAGGCUCAAAGUGAGUUAUCUCCAUCUGGAAAUGUGUCCCUCGUAGAGAGAGCCACAAAUUCUCUAGAGGACUCUCAGGACAUUAUUGAGGAAGCCGUGAAGGAGAAAAGAAAAAUCGAAGGUCUGAAGGAGUCUCUGGAGGCUUUUCAGGAUGUGGUGAAAAACACCAAGCAUACAGUCUUCAAAACUGGCGUUGAUAAUAAUCGCGUGAUGGAUGAUUUGAGCACUUUAUCCAAUGUGGAGUCAAUGAAUACCAUUCGUGGUAUGAAAGACACUGCAGAGAAAAUCUCAACACAAAUGCAAGAUGUUCAUCGCAUUGCGGAAAAUAUGAACAGUGGCGUUUAUCUGCUGAAGGCUAAGCUUCAAACACUUCAGCCUGACUGGGAAGCAGACUUAGGUUUUGCCCAGGAGAACGUUUCAGUCAGUACGAGUAGCAUUAAAGCUGCGACAAGCAUGUUGCUGGGAAUGGAAAAAAUGGCUGAGAAGAACAAUGAAAUUGUCCAGAACUGGAAUGACACUCUUUCUGCCCAGCUGAAAGCGCUCAAAGACAAAAUUGCCAGAGCCAAGCAUGCAGCUGAAGGCAUUCGAGUGUCCAUAGAAUCAGAUGCUGGUGAUUGCAAGAGAUCUUAUAUGCCCCAAACAUUCGGAUUGACAACAUCCAACACGAUCAAAAUGUCAAUUGCUUUGAAUCGCAAUAUCAAUGAUUCUAGUUUAAUCUUCAUCCAGGGCGAAGAUCAGAGGUUCAUUGCUGUGGAAAUGGUGAAAAGUCACAUAAGAUUAGUGUGGAAUUUGGGUGGAAAAACAACGAUAGUUACGCACCCUGUUGAGAUGCAACACAAGGAUCCCAAGCUCGAUGAAGCAUGGUAUCAGAUUGAAGCAAACCGAACAAUGAACAUUGGUAGUCUGACAGUCCGUCAAAUGACUCAGUACGGCACCUACUCCAACUCAUCAGUUGAAACCGGAGACAGUGGCAUUGAAUACACGAGAUUUAGCCUCUCACCAGCUAAUAGAGUCUGGAUUGGAGGAGUACCCAAGGAUAUUCGUCCUCCUCAGCUCAUUAACCGUGAGGGUCUCGGAGUUACUCUCUAUCAGCUCUACAUUGAUGAUAAGCAAUACGGAUUGUGGCAUUUUGCGCACAGCGAAGGAGAAUGCGGUGGAGCAAUGCUUGGACCUCAACAGUCAACUUCAACCAUCAAUUCGAGGUAUUUUAACGGCGAAGGAUACUCGGUGGUCAAGAAGACUCGACCUAAACCCUACAGAAGGACGCUGUUCUCAGUGCAAAUGCAAUUCCGGACACGUGAUGAGAAUGCACUUCUCUUUCUCACAGUUGAUGAAAAGAAUAACCGUUCAAUUUCACUCACACUGCAUGAGGGACGAAUUGUUUUCCGUAUUGACUAUGGUGGUGAGAUAAAGCUCGAGAUCAACACAACGAAGAAGUUCAACACUGGCGAGUGGGUUAAUGUGGCAGCAGCUAGAGAGUUCAGCAAGGGCAGUACAGAGAAUGGCAGUUUGAUUGUGGAUAAAGAGAAUCAUACUGGCUCCCCAACGGCUCCGAUAGGCCUUGAUUCUCUCCCUCAUCUGUCCAAUACGAGCUACUAUUUGGGAGGAGUGCCACCGGGUUUCAAGUCUGGCACAUCUAAAGCUCCUGGCGCAGAUCAUGCCUUUCUGGGAUGCAUGAAGGACAUUCAGAUUAAUCAAGAGACGUACGAUCCUCUCGACAGUUCUAAUUACUUCGGCGUUGAGCCAUCGUGCAAGGAGAACAUCGCCAGAGGCGGAUUCCACGGCGAUGGAUAUGUAGAGUUGCCAUCUCACACGUUGAAUCGUGUGGCGAACUUUGCCUUUGUCUUCAGAACACUCCAGCCGGAAUGUUUGCUGCUCUUGGGCGGGUAUCCGGGAAGAGUUCUGGUGGAUUAUGAUGAGAAGGAUUUGCGAGGGAAUUAUUCUGUGUGGCUCCAAGAGGGUCAUGUGAACCUCUGGAUAAAUGCAGGAAGUGGUGGGAUUCAUCUCACGUCAGAGAUGAUGGUUAAUGAUGGAGAGUACCAUGUUGUGAGUGUAACGAAGACCAAGAGAAAGCUUCAGUUGCGAGUCGAUGAUAAACUCCAGGCAUCGAAGCAUCUCCCAAAUGCCUCCAGCAUUGUGACACUGCCUGGGGAAGAAGGCGGUUUGUUCUUGGGUGGAGUACCGCUGACUCAGGAGUUUGACGACUUGCCGCCGACUGAGAAAAUCGGGCUCAUGGGCUCCAUACAGGACAUUGUCUUCAACAACGACACAGUUUCACUAGGGAAUCCCGUUAAUUUUGAAGGUGUGGAAUUGGGCAGAACUGGACCGUCGAUGGGCCUCAAUGGACAUCUGCAUGAAGUGCUGCUGAAGACAGAACCAAUUGGGAAGAGCUUCACUCCAUCUCCUGAAGGUUGUCACAGGGUGGGCAGCUACUCUUAUGAGCCGAAUGCCUUCAAAUUUGGCGAUGGACCUCGAAGUCACUCCAUCUUAAACAUCCCUGGAAGACACAUGUGGCAAAAGAACUUCAACAUCCAGUUCGAUUUCCGUACUUUUUAUCCCAAUGGUGUGCUCUUCGUGGCGCCAGGAUCGAAGGAGAAGCAGAAGCAUUACGUAGUUCUUACGCUGAGAGAUGGCCACGUCUUGCUGGUAAUCAGAGGAAGGCGCCGAGAGGAGCGUCGACUGCCUCUAAAACUGAACGAUGGCCACUGGCAUCAUGUAUCGCUGAGCAGUGUGGACAGGAAGGCAACAUUGAGUGUGGAAGCUGGAGGCUCCAGGCACAAUAGUUCGGCUCAGUUGAAGCUCCCCAAGAGGAUUAGUGCGGCAAAUGUAUUAUCAAUCGGUGGGAUUCCUGAAAAUUCUCUCCUUUUGCCGACUGAAAUGAUCGCCAAACUGGAAGAAUUCAAGGGAUGCAUUCGACGAUUUAGCGUUAAUAAUGUAACUCAGGAUCUCGCGCGUCCUGGAAAACACCUUAAUAUUGGCCAGUGCUUUCCACGCAUUGAAAAGGGAUCAUAUUUUCCUGGAGACGCCUAUGCAACUUACAAGCGCGUAUUUCAUGUGGGAAAGUAUUUAGAAUUUGUGCUAGACUUCCGGACAUCGGAACUCAAUGGAAUUCUUCUAAGUGUCUCAGAACCAGUUGGCUAUCCCGCCCUGUCGCUGGAAGUCUUCAUGGGCAAAGUGGUGAUGUCGUGUGAUUUCGGGAAUGGGAAUCCAAUCAGAGUGGAAACCGAUCUGCCCUCGAAAUUCGCCCUGUGCGACAAUCAGUGGCACACCGUGUCAGCAUUGUAUGACUCGGAACAAUUGGCUCUCCGCAUCGACAAUCAACCCAUGUUGAACAAUCUGGCAUCCCUCCAGCCGUCCAACAUUUCUCGGAUGAUUCACACUAAAUCCCCGCUCCAUAUUGGCGGCAUUCCAGAAAAUGCCUCGAGUGGAACGCUUCUGAGCCGGGAGAACUUCAAGGGUUGCAUCCGAAACGUGAUGAUUCGCGGUGAGAUUAGGGACUGGACUGACAUGGACGGCUUGACCAAUGUACUUCUGAGCGAGUGUUUCACGACGGGCAAUUGAGGUGACUGAUUUUUGCUUGCGCCCUUGAGAGGCUUCCUUCUGUCGUGCUCUUUGUGUCAUGUGACGAAAACGGAAAGGAGAGCGCGAAUGUAGCAUCACAGCGAACCCACCAUCAAUCACGGCAGCAAAAGAAGGUUGUCACGUUUAACGCUAAAAUGCGUUUCACGUGUAUAGGAAGAAGGCUCUUGUAUUGUUCUUUUACUGCUGAGGAAGGAGGGGAAAAAAUAACGUGGAAAUGUGUUCAAAAAUAUUUUUCAUUUACUUUUAAUUGCCUUAAUUAAUAUGCUAAUAACUGCCAUACAGAAAUUGUUGUAUUUUGCCAAGGCUAAGAAGUUGAAGUCAUAUAAAAUAAAUUAUUUAAUAGUGAAAUGAUAUCUGUGGAUGGAAUCAAAUUAAAAUUGUGGAUGAAGUAAAAUCGUAAAAAACUAUUUGUAGCGAUUAUACUUUCAUAUUCGUGACAAUAAUUCAUCUGUGCCAAGUUUAUAAUUUUGUGCUCUCCAGAGAAAGAGUAGUGAAGAAAGUUUUUUUUUUAUAUUGUAUUGCAUAUUAAUGUAAGAUAGUUGAGUAAGUUAAAUUAUUUUCGCAGUAAUUUUUUUGCCAUAUAUUAAAAUGAAUUAUUUAUAU
Molecule: messenger RNA, 10622 nt
Organism: Phlebotomus argentipes
Lineage: Eukaryota; Metazoa; Arthropoda; Insecta; Diptera; Psychodidae
Gene: wb
Product: laminin subunit alpha lam-3
Exons: 19
Coding region: 147-9998 (3283 amino acids)
Source: RefSeq, a predicted model, not a curated record